AUGAAUGUUAAUGAAACAAUAAACACCGAAAGAGAACGAUUGAAUUUGUUACAUUUGAUCAAAUUGACGUUGAAUACAUUGAUUGAUCAGUCGUCGUCGUCAACAGCAGCACCAGUCUUAGAUGAUCGAAAUAGUGAUGUAACGAAUUUUAUUUUAACGUUAGAACGAGUUCUUAGCUUUCGUAUGAGAGCUAAUUGGCUCUCUGAACGACGAUAUUUUUGGGAUUUCAUUCGACCAGCAUGUGUAGGUUCGGCGCGACAAAGUUUCAUUGAUCGCGUUGAUGAAGUGUCAAAAACGCGAAGCAUCAAAGAUAAAGGUCGUACAUGGAUCAAAUUUGCAUUGAUGGAGAAGAAAUUAUCUGAACUAUUGAAACUCGCUAUAUCUGACUGUCAUCUCGUUCGAAAGUUUUAUCAUGAUGAUGCGAUUAUGACAUCAUCUCAAGCAUUUAUUCUUUGUGAUCAAUUAGCUGGUCUCAGUGCAAUUGACUUCAGUUUCUGCUUCAAACAAGAUGGCUCGGUCAUUGCUCCACUAUUACACAAUGGUUCGGAAAUCGAUGUUAUCGAUUUAACACCGUUUUUGUGCUAUAAAUCUAAACAUAUUAAACAGUUACUCAAGGAACAAAGUAACGAUGAAGAAAAUAAACAACCGAUGCCAAUCUUGGGCAAGGACAAUGAGUUAAAGCCAUUAAGUUCACCAGAAGGAGAAACUGUUUCUCUCGAAAAGUACAAAAUCGAAGUCGAGCAACGAAAAUAUUUCGAAGAAUUGCUUCGACAUCGAGAUCGUGAAUUACAACAACUGAAAACACGUUUUGAAACAUUAAAAAGUGAACGCGAGAACGAAGUGGUGUUGAUGGAAAACAUUAUUCUCGAACUUCAACUUGAACUACGUACCGCUCGCGCUGAAGUUGAAUUCAAACGCAAGAAAUCUCCUCAACCUGAAUCAUUAACUCCACCGCGAGGUCUCUUCAGUUUCGCUCAUCGAAAACUAACUUCACCUACCACUCCAACAAACGAUCGAACUCAAGACAAUGACGAUGCACAAAUGCGGCCCAUUGAAGGUAUAUCAAUAACAGAUGCCGAUCAAGCAUCAAAUGUAGCUGGCGAAAGUGUGAAUUCGAAGAACGAUUUUGUUUAUCCACCUUCUCAAUCAUCUCGUCGUUCAAGUCGUUCAACUACAAACACUGAAGACGAUCAAUAUGAACUUGUUCGUCAAUUAGCAGCUCAACAAAAUACAGCAGCGAAUGAAUUCAAACCAACUUCCAGUCCGGAAAUGGUUUCGUCUGCCACUUCACUUUCCAGUCCAUCAUCUUCGUCCAGUGAAGAAGAUGAACCGAAAGAACAAACACUAACUCAGCCAAUCGCUCACGAAUCUGGCCGAUUCGAACCUAUACAAAUGACAAGUGAACAAGCCAGUCUACUAGAAGAAGCUAGUGCAGCUGAUUAA
This is a messenger RNA of Adineta ricciae, 1443 nucleotides long. The record is from the annotation of a GenBank genome assembly. Lineage: Eukaryota; Metazoa; Rotifera; Eurotatoria; Adinetida; Adinetidae.